Mya arenaria is the source of this 2151-nucleotide messenger RNA. RefSeq names its product probable asparagine--tRNA ligase, mitochondrial. The transcript has 12 exons. Lineage: Eukaryota; Metazoa; Mollusca; Bivalvia; Myida; Myidae. Bases 47 to 1522 code for a protein of 491 amino acids. The record is from RefSeq and is a predicted model, not a curated record. Gene Ontology annotation, biological process: asparaginyl-tRNA aminoacylation. Gene Ontology annotation, molecular function: asparagine-tRNA ligase activity; nucleic acid binding; ATP binding. Gene Ontology annotation, cellular component: mitochondrion.
UAAAAGGUGGUUGUUAAAAUAAUAGUUUAACAUAAUUUUUAAAUAAAUGCAUAAAUGGACAAAAUCAAAUAAACAACAAACACACACACAACAUUUACUGCGUACCGGGAACAUGUCAGCGUCCAUAGCUUUGACAAUCUUGAGAUUAAAAAACUUUCAAGUUAUCUUACACCGAUCAUACAGUGUAAGACGAACAGUUAAAGAGAUACUGAAUGGCUGGCUGCGGCAUGUAAGGAAACAGAAGAAUGUUGUGUUUUGCAGUCUCUAUGAUGGAAGCACUGACAAACACUUGCAAGUUGUUGCUGACCCACAGAUUUGCCAUGAAGAGCUGUGCACUGGCUGCAGUGUUGAGGUGGGCGGGUCCCUGGUGCCAAGUCAGGGGCGGGGACAGGCAGUAGAGCUCCAGGCUGACCAUCUCAGCAUUGUUGGUCCCUGUGAUAAUGAGGUGUACCCGAUAAAGCCAAAAACUGAGUACACAGCAGACCAGUUGCGAGCCUUUCCCCAUCUGCGGGCUCGUACAAUCUUGCACCAGAAACUUCUCAGGAUCAGAAGUACGGCCUCUAUGGCUGUACAUAAAUACUUUCUGGACAAUCAUUUCUUGUUUGUGCACACGCCAAUAACCACGUCUGUAGAUUGUGAAGGUGCCGGGGAAACGUUUUCCAUCAAGACAGGUGAGGAGCUUAAACCUGGUGCUGGAGGCAGUGAUGGUCCAGGUCAUUUCUUCAACAGCCCCACCUACCUGACCGUGUCUGGACAGCUCCACCUGGAGGUCAUCACAGGUUCAUUUUUGAAGGCGUACAGUUUUGGGCCAACAUUUAGGGCGGAGAAGUCUCCGGGUCGCCAUCAUCUGGCAGAGUUCUACAUGAUAGAGGCAGAAGUAGCAUUUACACAGUCAAUGGAGUGUAUACUGCAGGUGAUGGAGGGUUUGGUGAAGUCCAUGACCCAGUCAGUACUGGACAGCCAUGAGGGAGAGGUUGAGGACCUGUGGAAACACAGCCAAGUCAGCGACCAGUCCGACAUUGUCAACAGACUGCUUAAUAAGACCUAUAUCAGAAUGUCAUAUUCAGAUGCAAUCAAAAUUUUAGAAAAUAAAAAGGACAACUUUAAAGAAUCUCCAAAGUGGGGCUGCGACUUGUCGAAGGAACAUGAGAAGUUUUUGGUGAAGCAUUGUGGAAAUGUUCCAGUAUUUGUGACUGAUUUUCCCACAGAAAUAAAGCCUUUCUACUGCAGGCAAAAUGAGGACCAUGCUACAGUUGGAGCAGUAGACUUGUUGGUUCCUGGGGUGGGUGAGCUUUGUGGGGGGAGCCUGAGAGAGGAGAGGCAUGACAUCCUCCGACCAAGUCUGGACAACCUGGGCCUGACACAACCAUAUCACUGGUACCUUGAGCUUCGCCAGUUUGGUUCGGUGCCACAUGGAGGCUUUGGGCUCGGGUUUGAGCGUUACCUACAGUGUCUUCUUGGUAUCCACAACAUCAAGGACACUAUUCCCUUUCCCAGAUGGGUUCAACACUGCCCGCUGUAGUAAUGCAUGUCAACUGGGAUGCCUAUUGGAAUGAUAAAAGUACUGUGUUAUGUAUGACAUGUGGUAUUUUAAACCCAUGAACAAACUUUAGGAGGGGUUGCCUGUGUAUAAAGGGCUUUCUUCUUUUGUUUUUCAUUAAAAUGACUGAAUAUUGGGCAUAUCUCUGUAACCCAAUGGAGCCAUGUUUUGAUGUUAAGAAAUUGCAUAAUAACUUAAACUUUCCUUUCUGCAAAAAAAGCAUGUCUAUUGAUUGUUAACGGCUGUUUAAUGUAUGUCUUAGUGACUUGGGUCCAUUAGUUAACAGUGUAUUCUUACGGAUAUUUGCCAUGACAAAAUAAUAAAAAAAAACAUAACAAAAUAAAACUUUUGCAAUAUUUGUGUACACAAUGAAACUAAAAAUAUUGGUGAAAUAAAUUCACAAUGAUCAUGCACUACUACUUUACAAAUGAUCUGCUAACUGAUUAUGUAUGAAAUCAACAUAUUUUUCAAUGUGAAUCAAUGAAAGAAAUAUUUUGUAUAUUAACACAAACUCUGUGUGUGCGUGUGUGUGUGUGUGCGUGUGCGUGUGUGUGUGUGUGUGUUCUUGACAUAUUAUGUAAAUAUGAUCUAUGUUGAAAAUAAAUGGGAAA